This is a messenger RNA of Blastomyces dermatitidis ER-3, 3213 nucleotides long. Its product is annotated as 6-phosphofructo-2-kinase/fructose-2,6-bisphosphatase. NCBI's taxonomy places the organism in Eukaryota, Fungi, Ascomycota, Eurotiomycetes, Onygenales, Ajellomycetaceae. The record is from RefSeq and is a predicted model, not a curated record. The transcript has 5 exons. Gene Ontology annotation, cellular component: cytoplasm; fungal-type vacuole membrane. Gene Ontology annotation, biological process: autophagy; vesicle-mediated transport; endosomal vesicle fusion. The coding region runs from base 1 to 3213 and encodes 1070 amino acids.
AUGUUAUCAGCCUUCACGGCCCGCCCUCUCGUCCAGCUCAAACAGCGCGACAAGUCGAGGAUCGAGUCGUUCCUAGCGUACGGUGACCGAUUACUUGUUGGAUUGAAUACGGGCACGCUGCGAAUAUAUCGUAUCAAUGAGCUAAAUCAUGAGCAUAAUGGGCAUGGGGAAUCUCAAACAGAUGGACCAGGGGAGCAAGAGAACGGAAGAGAGGAUGUGGAUGCGAAUGGCGCUGCUUUGCAAAACGCAGAGCUACCAAACGUAAAGCCCACAGACCUACUUCGCGAGCAGGAAAAGUUUUCACGGUAUAAAAUAGAGCAGCUAGCCAUUAUUAAAGAGGCGGGCAUUCUAUUAUCUUUAUCGAACGGAUAUGUUUCUAUCCACGACCUCCAAACCUAUGAGCUACAGCAACUGUUAGCGAGGACUAAAGGGGCGUCCGCAUUUGCGGUUACAUCAAAUAUCGUAAAGGACCCCUGUACCGGCGUGCCGUCCAUCGUAUCUCGGCUUGCUGUGGCAGUUAAGAGGAAACUGAUGCUGUGGAUGUGGCUGGAUAUGGAACUGGAAGACGACACGGCGGAGAUCACAUUGGCAAGCGGAAUUAAGACUUUAACCUGGACGACUGGUACCAAACUCGUUGCGGGCCUAAACUCAACCUAUGUGAUGGUUGAUGUGGAAACUUCUAAGGUAACGGAUAUCGUUGGGCCGGGAAGUAUCGGCGGGCCUGGUGGACAAGAGACAAGUCGACUUGGAGGGGUAGGCGUCGCGAGUAUGAGCUACAUUGGCAUGGGAGGUGCCGCGCCUAAACCUUUGGCAACAAGGCUGGGAGAUGGGGAAACUCUGUUAGCUAAAGAUGUCAAUACACACUUCAUCGAUACUGACGGCAACUCCUUGGGACGGAGGCAGAUUCCUUGGACCACAGGCCCAGAGGCUGUGGGUUAUUCAUAUCCAUACCUCUUAGCCUUGCAAGAGCCAUCAAAAGGAACGUUGGAAGUCCGAAAUCCAGAAACUUUGUCUUUACUUCAAUCCAUUUCCCUCCCGUCAGCAAGCAUGCUGCAUAUACCACAACCAACAAUAAGCCUAGCACAUGCGGGGAAAGGCUUUCUGGUUGGUAGUGAGCGCACCAUCUGGCGAAUGGGUGCGCUGGACUACGACUCGCAAAUCGACUCACUUAUCGAAGAAGGUCAUUUAGAUGAAGCCAUAAGCCUAAUCAGCAUGCUGGAAGACGCCUUGCUCAAAGACAAACCGGGUAGGCUUCGACAAGCGAAGCUGCAAAAGGCACAAGCUCUAUUUGACAAGCAGAAGUAUCGCGAUUCGUUAGAUUUAUUUACGGAGGCAUGCGCUUCUCCCGAGAUGGUCAUUCACAAAUAUCCCAAAAUCAUUGCUGGGCCACUCUCCACUUUCGACGAGGAGAAAAGCGAGGAGGAUUCAUCGGACGCGGACGACCAAACGUCUCAGAAAACAAAUGGCACUGCAGCUAACAGUGUAGACGCUACAGCAGAAAGCAUGCCAAAAGCCAAAUCACCUGCAGGAUAUGCACCGUCUGUGAGGUCAUUUUUGAGAGGGAAAUCUGAAGACGCCAGCGAGACAGGUAGUAUUCGUGGAAAGCCUCCUGAUAUGAAACCGGUGGACAAGCCGCUACAAGGAAAAGAUUUAAAAACCGCUGCCCAUGCUCUCCAGGGGUUUCUGGCAGACAUCCGGCGGAGGCUACAACGAUUUCUUAACCCCGAUGGGACCGUUACGACUUUAGCAUUGCAGCUUACCAAUGAGACGGACGACUUUACUCAGUCAAUGAGGAAUGUACUAGGCCUAUCUCCAGACGAUACCUCAGACGACAUCGCGAAGAAACUCCGCGAGACAGCUACGUUGGUUGAUACGACUCUCUUCCGUGCCCACAUGUUUGCAACGCCAUCUCUCGCCGGAUCUCUCUUCCGCAUCGCCAACUUCUGUGACCCGGACGUCGUGAUGGAAAAACUCGAAGAAACCGGACGUUACAACGACCUUAUCGACUUCCUCUUUGGCAAAAGGUUGCACCGGCCCGCCCUCGAGCUACUGCAGAAAUUCGGCCAAGCCGAGGCGGACGAAGAGGACACUGUCGCCGCACAGCUCCGAGGCCCCGAACGCACUGUCACCUAUCUGCAGAAUCUCCCGCCAGAAAUGAUCGAUUUAAUCUUGGAAUUUGCCGAAUGGCCUGUGCGGACACGGCCGGAACUUGGCAUGGAGAUAUUCCUCGCUGAUACAGAGAAUGCGGAAACACUGCAGCGUGAUAGAGUCCUAGAAUUCCUCCAAAAUAUCGAUGCCAAGCUUGCUAUUCGAUAUCUAGAGCAUGUCAUUGGCGAGUUGAAUGAAAUGUCACCAGACUUGCAUCAGCGGUUGCUCUCAUUAUAUUUGGAUAGGCUCAAACGGUGGAAAGAGGAAGAAAUUAGCGCACAACAAGAGUUUGAAAACGAAGAAGAGUGGAGGGAUUGUAGGGAGAAGUUCUUGCAUAUGUUAAAGGACAGUGAGCAGUACUCUCCGGCUAGGAUGCUAGAUCGACUACCUAGAGAAGAUCCUGAAUUUUUCGAGCCUCGAGCGAUUCUUUUUAGCAAGAUGGGCCAACACAGACAAGCACUGGAGAUUUAUGUGUUCAAACUAGAGAGUCCAGAUAAAGCUGAAGAAUAUUGUAACUAUAUUCACCGGCUUGAAGAACCUCGGACAAUAGAUACUACGACAAAGCGCGUCUCACCCACAGACAACGAAGAUGGCCAUCCAUCCAUUUAUCACACUCUCCUGUCCCUUUACCUCUCCCCACCACAUAAUUACAAACCCCAAUACGGUCCCGCUAUUGAAAUCCUUGCCAGACACGGUUCUCGUCUCCCCGCCGGGUCCACCCUUGAUCUAAUACCUGAAACAUUCCCCGUGCACGAGCUAGAAUUCUACUUUCGCGGACGCAUGAGGGCGGCCAAUUCAGUCGGGAAUGAAGCCCGGAUUGUCGCUGCGUUACGCAAGGUGCAGAAUAUAGCUGUCCAGGCCGACUUGCAGCUCGGUGAAGAAAUCAUGAAGGGGAACAAUAAGGGCCGGAAUCGGUUCGUGACUAUUAGCGAGGAAAGGGUGUGUGGUGUAUGCCACAAACGGUUGGGCGGAAGUGUUAUUAGUGUUUUCCCAAACAAUACCGUUGUCCAUCUUGGGUGUGCUGGUAAAUGGAACGCCGCUCCUACUCCCUACGUGGGCGCAUAA